AUGUCCUCGGCCAAGAACCUGGUCGAGUUCCCCGACGUGGAGGCCAAGCUCCAAAAGGCCCCCAAGCAAUCCGCCUUCGAGAAGCAACGAGCCGAAGCCGAGGCGAAGAAGGCGCGCGAGGCCGCCGAGACCGCCGCCGUGUACCAGGACUUCGUCAAGAGCUUCGACCAGGACGACGACGACCACGACGCGAACAACACGACCAGUCGCUACGGCGGCUCCCUGCCCCCGCAGAGGCCGCCCAAGGGUCCCGGUUUCGCGCCGAUAGGGGGAGGAGCCGGGGCGUCGAAGCGGCACUUCGGCGCGUCCGCGCUCAAGAGCGGACCGGGGAGCUUGGGGCCUGCGCCGGGUGGUCUGAGGAGCGGUCCGGGAAGCUUGGGUCCGCCGCCGGGAUCGUUCGGACGGAAGAGGGGGUUCGACGCAUAUAAGCAGGAGAGGGAUGGUCGGCUCGGGUUCGAAGACCGGGAGGAACCGCUUUCGGUGGCAAAGGUCUUCAACAAUAGCGACGACGAGGAUGAGGGCAAGUCGGACUCGAGGGAGGAUAUGGCGGUGGCCAGGCCGACUUUGCGGCUGUCGCAGCUGCCGCCCGGCACGUCACCGGCGUUUAUCAAGUCGCUGAUACCGGCGAACCUGACGGUCGAGAACGUGAAGAUCCUGCCGCCCGUCGGACAGAUGAGCUCGGAGAGGAAGAGCGCGGUGGCCAUUGUUACGUUGUCACAGGAGACUCCGGCUACGGACAUGGAUGCGGCGGUCAGCUCGCUCCAGAAUCGCUAUCUCGGCUACGGUUUCAAUCUCUCGUUACACCGGCAUCUAUCUUCGGCCGUUGCAAACGCCACAACCUCAGCACUCAGCAGCACCUCCGCGGCGUCGCAGCCUUUCGGCGCCAAGCCCGUUGCUCAGCAAACCGCACCGGGCAACGCGGCAACACAGCAAUCCUUUCACCGGGGCUUCGCGCCACCGAGUUCUUACGGACCCAACGCUGGAUCGGUCAACAGGAGCAACCUUCUUCACGUACCCGUCAAACCGCCAAACGACAUCAAGAUGCUACAGCUCAUCAACAAGACCAUCGAGUCCGUCCUCGCGCACGGCGUCGAGUUCGAGGCUCUGCUGAUGACCCGUCCCGAGGUCCAGCGCGAGGAGAAAUGGGCCUGGAUAUGGGAUGCCCGCAGCGAGGGAGGUAUCUGGUACCGUUGGAGGUUGUGGGAGAUCAUCACCGGGUCGGAUUCACGCCGCAACAAAGGGAGAUAUCUGCCCCUUUUCGACGGCAGCCACGCCUGGAAAGCGCCGGAAAAGAGCCUACCGUUCGAGUUCGUCACCAAGAUCGACGAGUUCGUGUCCGAUUCCGAGUACAACUCGUCAGACGACGAAGACUUUGACGGCGAGAACCGCGAGGGCCAGGGAGCUGAGGCCGAGGCCACCUUCCUGAACCCACUCGACAAGGCCAAACUCACCCACCUUUUGUCACGCCUCCCGACGACGUUAUCCAAGAUCCGGAAGGGAGACAUCGCCCGAGUCACCACUUUCGCCCUGACGCACGCCAGCAGGGGCGUCGAAGAGGUCGUCGACAUGAUCGCCUCCAACAUCGAAAAGCCAUUCGCGCUCACCGCCGCGAACCCGGAAUUUCAGUCGAGCAGCAGCAAGGAGAAGACCAGACAAAGAGACGACUCUGAGGCGUCCGAGCCCGAACCGGAAGAAAAAGCCGACAAAGAGGGUCCCGACACCAGCGCGGCGAGCCUCGUGGGCCUAUACGUUGUCAGCGACAUCCUCUCCGCGUCGUCGAACAGCGGCAUCCAGCGGGCUUGGCGGUAUAGACAGCUGUUCGAGGGCGCGCUCAAGGAGCGCAAGAUCUUCGAGGGCCUCGGCCAGAUGGCCGAGAGGCUGAACUGGGGCCGCAUGCGCGCCGAGAAGUGGAAGCGGAGCGUCGGGCUCGUCCUCGGCCUCUGGGAGGGCUGGUGCGUGUUCCCGGCGGAGACGCAGGAGCUGUUCGUCGGCGGCUUCGAGAACCCGCCGCCCCUCAAGGCCCGGGCGCAGACGCAAGACAACGAGGACGACGACGCCGCUAAGAAGGCCGGCGGCAGGUGGAAGCUGGUCGAGGCCUCGACGCCCAGCGCCGACGUCACCGCCGCGGCGACGCCGGAGCUCAGGAUGUCGGAGAAGGUCACCCCCGAUAGGGACGACGACGUCGAAGGGGAGCCGAUGGACGAGGAGGAUGUUGUCGGUGAGCCCAUGGAGGACGACGACGUCGCUGGCGAGCCUAUGGAAGAUGACGUCGUCGGCGAGCCGAUGAGCGAGGAGGACGUGGAGGGCGAACCCAUGGUGGACGACGUCGAGGGUGAGCCGAUGGACGAAGACGACGCAGACAAACCGGUGAAAGAUCAGCAGGCGCCGAAGGACGCCGCCGCUGAGGGAGACGCCUCGAUGGAAGGCGCAGAGGGCACGCACACAGUCGGACGGUUGCAGUUAUCCUCCAAACCGACGGGGCAAGGCAGGAAACGGAUGAGGGCGGUGGAUAUGUUUGCCGACUCCGGGGACUCGGACGAGGGAAACUAG
This is a messenger RNA of Colletotrichum karsti, 2550 nucleotides long. Its product is annotated as coatamer subunit protein. Gene Ontology annotation, molecular function: RNA binding. The transcript has a single exon. The record is from RefSeq and is a predicted model, not a curated record. Lineage: Eukaryota; Fungi; Ascomycota; Sordariomycetes; Glomerellales; Glomerellaceae. Gene Ontology annotation, biological process: RNA processing. Bases 1 to 2550 code for a protein of 849 amino acids. Gene Ontology annotation, cellular component: nucleus.